UUGACUGAGGAGGUCCCACUCCCAGCGGAAUAUCCAUAUUCCACAGCGAUUGGGCUGAGUUUUCCGCUUUCGUAAUCGAGUUCUAAGCAUAUUACUUUCGUUUCACGCGAUCGAUCCCGCUCUUUCUGAUGUUUUUAUGCAUCGUUUCCAGGUUUUCUCAACCCAAAAUGGUAUGAAUUUCAUACUGUUACGUACAGAUUUCUAGGGUUUCCAUACGAUUUCGCCUUCUAUUUCUGUUAGGGUUAGGGUAGUACAGUAUAGAUCGUCGUCGUCAUGGAAGAUUGGCAGCAGCUCUACCAAUUCGCUCAGUCCGUGUUGAUAGGCGUCAUUUUCUCGUUCCUCCUCGCGAAGCUCAUCUCCGUGGUAGUCUCCUUCCGGGAGGAAAAUCUCAGCAUCGUUCGCGGCGAGCCAGAGGCGUCUCCGAGCGAGUCCGAACCGAUUCGCGACGGUUCCGGAGAGGAUUCGGAUGCUCCGUCCGGUGAAAAGGGUGGUGGUUCGCCGAGUGAGAGCGCGCUGACUGGCGGUGAUCAGGAUAGCGUUGAGGACGACGAUGACGAUGACGAUUGGGAAGGUGUUGAGAGUACCGAGUUGGAUGAGGCUUUUAAUGCCGCCACAGCGUUUGUGGCGGCUGCCGCAGCCGAUCGGUUGUCGCACAGAGUGUCGAAUGAUGUGCAGUUGCAGCUCUAUGGGCUCUACAAAAUUGCCACGGAAGGACCGUGUACAGUUCCCCAGCCAUCAGCAUUCAAGAUGACUUCUCGGGCUAAGUGGCAAGCAUGGCAAAAAUUGGGUGCUAUGCCCCCUGAGGAAGCAAUGCAGAAGUAUAUUGCAAUUGUUACCGAGUUAUAUCCUACUUGGGCUAGUGGUUCAACUUCUAAGACAAAGGGUGGAGAUAGUAGUGAUGCACCAAUUGGAGAUAAUAAAGGGCCAAUGGGACCUGUUUUCAGCAUGUUUGUUUAUGAAGAGGAAUCUGGAAAUGAGUUAAAAAUGGAUGCCAUUCAUGCCUUUGCCCGGGAAGGUGAUGGAGAGAACUUGCUUAAAUGUAUCGAAAGUGGUGUUUCUGUGAAUUUAAAGGAUAGUGAGGGUCGAACUCCAUUGCACUGGGCUGUAGACCGAGGCCACCUUGACAUCACAGAAUUGCUUGUAAGCAAGAAUGCUGAUGUAAAUGCAAAGGAUAACGAGGGCCAAGGCCCAUUGCAUUAUGCAGCCGUUUGUGAGAGGGAAGCUAUUGCUGAGUUCCUUGUGAAGCAAAAUGCCAACACAGAUCUAAAAGACAGCGAUGGCAACACUCCUCUUGAUCUCUGCGACAAGAACUGGCCUUGCUUGCAAUCUGCAGCGGCCUGACUUACUUUCUAGUGUUAGUUUCUAUUUCUCUCAACAAACCAGUGCGAUUAUUGAUGGUUUCUGAUCUGUACAUUCUUCAACCAUUUCAGUAGUUAUCCCAUCUUCAUGAUAUAUUGGCAUGUGGUGGCCCACGCCACUUUCUUUUCAAGCUCGUUUCAUUCUACAUGAUCCUAUUUCUUACAAAAUUGCAUUAAAUACACCUCUUGUGGCAAAGCCUGUUCCUUGA
Messenger RNA from Diospyros lotus (date-plum), 1567 nucleotides. RefSeq names its product acyl-CoA-binding domain-containing protein 1. The record is from RefSeq and is a predicted model, not a curated record. The transcript has 6 exons. The coding region runs from base 274 to 1341 and encodes 355 amino acids. Gene Ontology annotation, molecular function: fatty-acyl-CoA binding; protein binding. Lineage: Eukaryota; Viridiplantae; Streptophyta; Magnoliopsida; Ericales; Ebenaceae.